AUGGUUCGUUCAUUCAUGGAGAUGGACAGCAUUCAGCCUAACCAGGCUCUCCUGGACGCCAGCGAUCCCACAGAGCGUCAUUUUGCUGCCACACACAAGCGCUCGACGGACGGGGCGUACGUCGUCGAGUAUCCCUUCAAGGAGAAGGCACCGCCUAUUGAUUCGACCUUGCCACAGGCCAUCAAUCGCUUCUUCUCGCUGGAACGCAAAUUUCGUCGGUAUCCAGAAUUGAAGCAGCAGUACGAAGCUUUCCUGGACGACUACUUGCAACGUGGACAUAUGGAACAACUGACCUCGGCUCAGGUUGAGGAGUCCCCAGACACCUGCUUCUAUUUGCCGCACCACGCUGUCAUCAAACUGGACAGUCUGACUACCAAAUGUCAUGUAGUUUUUGAUGGAUCAGGAAAGGACAGCUCUGGAGUAUCGCUCAAUGACAGACUACAUAUUGGUCCACCGAUUCAACGCGAUCUUCUUGGCGUUUGUCUACGCUUCCGGCAGCACCAAUAUGUUUUAUGCGCAGAUGUCGAAAAGAUGUUUCGAGGCAUUAAAAUCUUUAAGCCACACACCAAUUUUCAGCGCAUUGUUUGGCGCAAGACUGAGAAUGAACCUCUGCUUCAUUUUCGCCGGUUGACGGUUACCUACGGAUUAGCACCGUCACCAUUUCUGGCUGUUCGAGUUCUAAAGCAACUUGCCGACGAUCAUGGCCAUGAAUACCCUGCAGCAUCUCACGCUCUUCUGCACGAUGCCUAUGUGGACGAUAUCCCUACAGGCGCCAACACAUUCGAGGAGCUUAUGAUUCUCAAGGACGAGCUUAUAGCCCUCUUGGAUAAGGGAAAAUUCAAGCUACGUCUUCUGAAAUCAUUACCAGAGGAAGAUAGAUGUUUUGAACCUAUCCAGCUCCUCAACAUAUCAGCUGCGGAUUCACCUGUCAAAGUUCUUGGUAUCCAAUGGAACCCUGGGAAGGACGUUCUGUAUCUCAAACUAAAGGGAUGCGAUGCGACCAUUUCUCCGACGAAAAGAGAACUCUUGUCUCAGCUAUCAAGAAUUUACGAUCCGCUUGGACUGGUAGCGCCGGUCACAGUUCUACUCAAGCUAAUCUUCCAAGAAAGCUGGACAAGUGUCCUGCAGUGGGACGACCCCAUUCCUGAAAGUCUACGUACGCGCUGGAGAGCCUUAGUAGAGGAUUUGCCAGCUCUUACGCAAUGCCAAGUACCACGGUAUAUUGCGUCACCAUUUCGAGAUGUUCAACUACACGGAUUUGCCGACGCAUCCUCGCACGCCUACGGUGCGGUAGUUUACUCUCGAGUUGCAGUUGGAUGCAGCUUUCAAGUAACUCUGGUUGCCGCCAAAACACGGGUGGCCCCGAUCAAGCCCGUAUCAAUUCCACGUUUGGAGCUAAACGCUGCCACGAGCUGCUGGACAGAUUCAGAAAUUGUGCUACACUGGCUUUCAGCUCCCCCUCGACGGUGGAACACCUACGUCUGCAACCGAACUUCUGAGAUAUUGAGCGACUUUCCCCGUAGCUGCUGGAACCAUGUUCGCACGGAAGACAAUCCUGCUGAUUGUGCUUCCCGAGGACUCCAUCCGUCAAAGCUUCUGGAGCAUCGACUGUGGUGGAAAGGUCCGUCCUGGCUGGCCACACCCACCUCUGAGUGGCCACCUUCUACAAGCAAGUUCAGCGUAUCUUCAAGUUUCGAUGUCAACACCGAAGAACGAGCCAUAAAGCCCGCGACUCUACAUAACUUUCCUGAUGAAAGUAUACACGAGUUACUCAUCCACAAAUUCUCAACCUGGACGCGUCUUAUAAGGGUAUCUAGCUACUGUCAUCGCUUUAUUCACACUCUUCGAUCUCAUAAUAGGAAUUCGGCACCAUUCCUUACGUCUGAAGAGUUGCUGGACGCACAGCGCCGACUUAUUCGACAUGUGCAACAAAAAUCUUUUGCCAGAGAAUAUGCGCAGCUAGAGAAUCGACGCCAGCUUAACGCUAAAUCGCAUUUUAUCCGGUUUUCUCCGUUUCUGGAUGAUUAUGGAGUAAUGCGAGUCGGUGGGAGAAUCGAGCAAUCUACACUCAACUACAACGCCAAGCACCCGAUUCUGAUACCUAAAGAUACACCACUAGCUGGACUGCUGGUUCGACAUUUUCAUGUCUCCUAUCUGCACACUGGAGUUGAUGCAACGUUCACCAAUCUUCGUCAGCAGUACUGGAUUCUGGGGGCCCGCAAUCUCGCUGGACCGAUCGCAAUCAAGGAAUCAAAAGGAAGAACUCCACGCAUCGGAAAGGCACUUCACAUCGAGGUUGUUAGUGAGCUAAAUACACAGGCUUUCAUCGCAGCCUUUCAACGAUUCAUUGCCCGCCGAGCGAAGCCUACUGACCUGUAUUCGGACAACGGAACUAUAUUUCAUGGAGGCAAGCGAACUUUGGAUGACAUGAGACGUCUGGCCAUUCAACAAGCCAAAGAUGAGGAACUAGCAGGAUUCUUUGCCAAUGAAGGGAUUUCUUGGCACUUUAUACCCCCGUCUGCUCCCCAUUUUGGAGGGAUGUGGGAAGCUGGAGUUCGCUCAAUUAAACUCCAUAUGAAACGGAUACUUGGAUCAAAGGCUUUAACGUUUGAGGAGCUCUCUACUGUUCUGACCCAAACUGAAGCUAUCCUGAAUUCACGCCCGCUGUGCCCAACUGGGGAUAAUUCUUUGGAUCCACUGACGCCUGCUCAUUUUUUGACUGGAUCUCCGUAUACUGCAUUGCCUGAACCCUGUCGACUGGAUAUGCAAGUCAAUCGAUUGGAGAGGUGGAAUCAGCUGCAAGCCAUGGUUCAAGGCUUUUGGAAAAGGUGGCAUAUGGAAUACCUGACAUCUCUUCAUGAGCGGACAAAGUGGCAUCUGGAAACCGAGAAUCUGAAGAUCGACACACUGGUAGUACUCAAGGAGCCCAAUCUACCGCCCUCUAAAUGGAUUCUUGGCCGCAUCACCGCAGUGCACGCAGGAAUCGACGACAAGGUCCGAGUCGUUACAGUGAAGACUGCUCACGGAUUAUACAAACGCCCAAUUGCCAAAAUCGCUGUACUGCCUCUCUGCUGA
Messenger RNA from Drosophila teissieri, 3075 nucleotides. RefSeq lists its product as uncharacterized. Gene Ontology annotation, biological process: DNA integration. Lineage: Eukaryota; Metazoa; Arthropoda; Insecta; Diptera; Drosophilidae. The coding region runs from base 1 to 3075 and encodes 1024 amino acids. The record is from RefSeq and is a predicted model, not a curated record. Gene Ontology annotation, molecular function: nucleic acid binding. The transcript has 3 exons.